AUGUUGCGUCGUCAAGCCCGCGAACGUCGUGACUACCUCUACCGGAGAGCACUGCAGCUCCGCGAUGCCUCAAUCGCCGAGAAACGAGCGCAAUUAAAGGCCUCGUUGGCUUCUGGCAAGCCUCUUGACCCCUCGAUCGCGAACGACAAAUCUCUCCGCCAAGAUUUCAAAUACGACGAGUCGAAGGAUGAAGUGGAUGUCGACGACGAAUAUGCCCUGACCUCUGGGUUGAUUGACCCUCGCCCAUUGGUCACUACAUCUCGCUCGCCAUCUGCUCGGCUCGGCGCUUUUGCUAAAGAGAUUCGAUUGCUCCUUCCGACCUCUAUACGUCUCAACCGUGGCAACCUGGUCAUGCCCGAUCUCGUGUCCAGCGCUACCUCCGCUUCCCUGACCGAUAUGGUCCUACUUCAUGAGCACCGAGGUACACCAACCGCUCUCACAGUCUCCCACCUACCUCAUGGUCCAACCGCCAGUUUCUCACUCCACAACGUUGUCCUUCGAGCGGAUAUUCCCAACGCCGAUCGUGGAACAGUCUCUGAGAGUUAUCCACACCUGAUAUUUGAAGGCUUCACGACAAAACUUGGUCAGCGCGUCGUUCAAAUCCUCAAGCACUUGUUCCCCCCUCGCGAACCAGGCAAGGUUGGCACUCGAGUUGUGAGCUUUGUCAACAAGGAGGACAGCAUUGAGGUUCGUCAUCACGUCUUCGUCAAGAGCAGCUACCGAGAUGUCGAGCUUGCUGAAGUGGGGCCCCGGAUGACCAUGCGGCUAUUCGAGAUUCGCGGCGGUACUCUCGAGAAGGGCUCUACAGGUGACGUGGAGUGGGCACUCACACAAUACACGAGAACCAGCAAGAAGAAAGACUACCUUUAA
Penicillium diatomitis is the source of this 870-nucleotide messenger RNA. Its product is annotated as snoRNA-binding rRNA-processing protein IMP4. Gene Ontology annotation, biological process: rRNA processing. Gene Ontology annotation, molecular function: snoRNA binding; rRNA primary transcript binding. Gene Ontology annotation, cellular component: Mpp10 complex; small-subunit processome; nucleolus. NCBI's taxonomy places the organism in Eukaryota, Fungi, Ascomycota, Eurotiomycetes, Eurotiales, Aspergillaceae. The record is from RefSeq and is a predicted model, not a curated record. Bases 1 to 870 code for a protein of 289 amino acids. The transcript is spliced from 2 exons.